Cavenderia fasciculata is the source of this 2964-nucleotide messenger RNA. RefSeq lists its product as uncharacterized. The record is from RefSeq and is a predicted model, not a curated record. NCBI's taxonomy places the organism in Eukaryota, Evosea, Eumycetozoa, Acytosteliales, Cavenderiaceae. The transcript has 5 exons. Bases 1 to 2964 code for a protein of 987 amino acids.
AUGAGUGUACCUCCUUCACUCAAGAUUCUUGAACAAAAUUGUUCGUAUGUACAAAUAGUACACCGACGUUCACUGCCACUAUUGGAGAGAUUGUAUGCAAGUGAAAAAGAAUUAAUUGAUGGAAGAGAGGAGGGUCUAUUGUCAUCACAAUCUCUCAAGAAACUAGUCAUUUAUCAAUGCGAUCAAAUCAUUCCAGCCAAUAUCAUCCCAUCAACUCUCGAAAAGCUUACAAUCUAUAAUAAUGAUGAAGAUAUAUUUGGACAGAUGGUAUUCCCGCCAUCGCUCACUCAUCUAUCGCUCAUGAAUGAAGUCGACGAUAGGGAUCAAGUCCAUCUUCCCGAAACUCUCGUUAAACUAAAGUAUAGAGGCACACUGUCACUUCCUCAACACUUGAAGAAAUUGGUUUGUCCGCCUGCAAUUCAAUGGUAUAACCAAUAUAAUUAUGCCUCUUAUCCACCCAAUCUUGAAAUACUCGAUGUUAUUAAUAUCAAUGGUGACUAUACUCUUGACAACCUUCCACCAACCAUCAAACAUCUGUCAAUAUCGUUGACAAAGACCCGCUGUUCAAUCAGCGAACGGAUACCCAAAGCCAUCUCUGCCGACCAACAACAAAAACAACCACAAUGGUUACCACUCAGUACAACUCAUCUAACUUGCGACUUGAAUGAUAUUUCUGCGCCACAAGUGUUCUUUAGAUUGGAUCAAGUAAUCAAUCACACCAAUGUUAGGAAUUUAACAUUAAUCGAUGACAAGACAACUAUUCAAUUUUCAAUUCAAAGAUUAGACCCAGACAAUAAGAAUGUAUUGGUAUUGGAAACAAAGUCACUUCAAGGUGGAAUAAUCACCCAAAAAAGAAAAUCACAAAGAAAGAGGAAACCGAAUAAUCAACAACAACAACAACAACAACAAAAACAACAAAAACAACAUCAACAUGGGGAUUUGCCAAACGCAUGUGAUAAUGAUCCGUAUCGUCUUGCUCAAUGGAUACAACGCAUCACUAAAAAGAACAGAGACAGAGCUGAUAUGAGUAGUAUUACAACAGUAUUGGUGAAAGAUUACCCACUAUUCAUCAACUACAAAUCUGGCCAUGAUUAUAGAGUAAAUGUUCAUGACAUGACUCUACUAUUAUCUGUAUCUAAUCUAUUACUAUUACAUAUUAUAACAUCUAUUGACAGUAAUGGAGAUAUAAUAUGUUUGUUGUUGACUUGUAAAAAGUUAUACAAUAAUAGUGCUUUAAGAAGAUCGAUUCAGUUUAAAGGAAUAGAAGCUAUAGAUACAAAUCAACAAAACGAAUCAAAGCAGUUUAAAGCAACAGCUACUCGAUUCAAACUCAACUCAUUUAAAGAUAUAUUGGAGAAUAGACAUGACUACCCUCAAUGGAUACAACAACGUAUCUAUGCAAACAGAGACAGAGUUGAUACUCGAAGUGGUAUCACAACAGCUUUGGCAACCUAUGACCUACCAAAACCAGAUUCACUCUACUCUAUGCCAUCUCUCGAGACACUCAUCAUCAACAACGGGACCCAAAAAUCGUUUAUAGAUCUUACCGAUAUCUCACAGUUGACCAGUCUCCAAAAACUUUCAAUCAAUGCACACCAAUUGAAGCUAGGUCCUCACCCAUCACUCAAGUCUCUGACACUGGACUUUGGCGCAGCUGCAAAGUGGGUAUACCCACUUGCCGAAUUAGGUCUCACCAAGUUCGUGUCUCUGACAAAGUUUAGCUUCAAGAGAAGUUUUAUCACAGAUAUGGUACCAGGUCUCUUGCCAAGCAGUCUGACAUCACUCUCUAUGCGACUGAUGGACAAUGUACCUCCACGAAAUACAUUCGUUUCAUUGGCAUCACUCGUUAAACUCAAGAUCGACUUUACACUGCCAAUACCAAGAGCUGGAAAUAAUGAAUUGCAACAAUGUAUGGACCUUGGAAGUCUGGGUCAUCUCAAUAAACUCAAACUUGAGGGAAAUUGUGGUAAUGGCACUACAUUGAACCUCGAGAUUAACUUACCUCCUUCACUCAAGAAUCUUGUCCUCUGGUCAGAUCGCAUACAAAUCGCAUCACAUUGUACGAUGCCACAGUUGGAGAGAUUGGAUGUGCGACAAUGUGUAUUGAUGAAAGAAAAAGUCAGUCUAUCUUCAUCCCCUUUGAUAAAGAAACUUAUUAUUCACAAUUGCACUGAAACCAUGCCAGCCAAUAUCAUCCCAUCGAGUGUUGAAAAGCUUACAAUCUAUACAGACAAUUCCGAUGAUAUACUUGAUCAAGUUGUAUUCCCACCAUCACUCACUCAUCUGACCUUCAAUGGAAGUCACAAUGAGAAAAUCAAACUCCCAGAGUCACUCGUUAAACUAAAGUACCUGUCAUUCAGAGAAGAUGCUCCAGUCUCACUACCUCGACAUUUAAAAAAACUGGUUUGGGGUGUUCAUCAGCGGACCAAAGCUCCAGAUUUUGUAUUCCCAUCCAACUAUCCACCUCAUCUUGAGUCACUCACUCUGGUCAAACUCCAAAGUAACUUUACUAUACCACCAAUCACUGAAUAUCUAUCAAUAGACUUGGGCAAAUAUAUGAAAAUCUAUUCAAUAACCUCGACAAUAGCCACCAAUCAACAACAACAACCACAACAAUGGCUACCACCCAAUACCACUCAUCUAACUUGUCAAAUUGGUGACAUAACGGGUGUGUUUAGAUUAGAUGAAAUAAUCAAUCGCACCAAUGUUAGAUAUUUAUGCCUCAUCAUUAAAAAGAAAACAACCUUUCAAUUAUCAAUUCAAAGAUUAGACGCAGAUAAUAACAAUGUAUUGGUAUUGGAAACAAAUACACUUCAAGGUGGAAUAAUCACUCAAAGAAAGACAAUCAACAACUCUCAACAACAUCAACAUCCCAUUUAUUUACAUUUUAAUACACGUUACUCUUCAUUUGAAUUGGAUUGGACAUUUUCCAAUGAAGACGUAGAUGAUGGAGACGAUGAGUGA